AUGGCAUCUACAGCAAGCAUGUCCGUAAAUAUAGCCUCUACUGCGGGACCGUCCGAGUCACCACACCCACGGACCGAGGCGAUGGACGCGACCGUGCCGUCAUCAGCCGCAUCGACGGCGACGACGCAAGACAGGACAGGGUCCUCCACAUCCCGAUCCCCACCGCCGUCCGCAUCCGCGGCGUCGUCGGUAUUCUCCGCCCCGACUUGGUGGCCACAGCUGGGCUUCCGCGGAUCACAGGGCGGCGGCACAGCCACCACGCUGGCCAGCGCGACUGGCGCGUCGUCCAGGGCCCAUGUGCAGGCCUCGAUCCCUCCUCCCGUGGCGGCGGGGCCCUCGGCCAGGCGACCUCCGGACUUUGGCCUGCCGACGUCGCCGACGUCUCCCGGGUACCAGCAGCAGCAGCAGCAGCAGCAGCAACAACAACAACAACAACAACAAGCCAACAAUGUCGCCGAGGCGCGCGCGGCUCUCGAAGCCUCCAUGGCAAACAUUCUGGACCGUGAGCUCGUGCCCCGCGCCACGGCGCUGCACCGCGGCGAGCGCGUCAUCAAGAAGCAGCAGGCCGACGUGGUGCGCGCCACCGGCUCGCUUCGCCAGGCCAACCGCCAGCUCGAGGAGGUGGUUGAAGACGUCAGCUGGAAGCUGAGGGAGGUGGGCGACCUACAGAACUGGACCGAGCUGCUGGAGCAGCGCUUCCUGGCCGUCGAGGAGACGAUGCGGCUGGUCAGGGAGGGCGACAGCGACGAGGGCAGCUGCAGCAGCUGUCGGUGCUCAGAGUGCUGUUCGGACUGCGGGGGGAGCGACUGGGAUGGGAGUGCUGACGAUGGUGAAGAAGUGCCGGAUGCCAACCCCCGCAACCGAGAACAGGGAGACGCUCUGAAAGUUCCUGACGGACCAGAAGGACUUCCGGGCAUGUCUCAGCCCAUACAGCAGCAUCACAAUGAUGACGACCCCCUAGUAUCGAAAACAACCUUUGUCGAUCCCUGUUGUAUACCACUUCCCGAGGAAGACUGGUCGCCGGUAGACAUCGACAUAGCCUGCCAGGUACCAUUGCCCGAGGACUCUCUGAUCAAAGAGCACGAGGAUUCUUCAGAUGCAUGGGUUGACCAACAGAGUACCACAAUAUCUGUCGAGGAGUGUCCACCUGCACAAUAA
This is a messenger RNA of Pyricularia grisea, 1158 nucleotides long. RefSeq lists its product as uncharacterized. NCBI's taxonomy places the organism in Eukaryota, Fungi, Ascomycota, Sordariomycetes, Magnaporthales, Pyriculariaceae. The record is from RefSeq and is a predicted model, not a curated record. The coding region runs from base 1 to 1158 and encodes 385 amino acids. The transcript has a single exon.